This is a messenger RNA of Exophiala bonariae, 1308 nucleotides long. RefSeq lists its product as uncharacterized. The transcript is spliced from 3 exons. The record is from RefSeq and is a predicted model, not a curated record. The coding region runs from base 1 to 1308 and encodes 435 amino acids. Gene Ontology annotation, molecular function: FAD binding. Lineage: Eukaryota; Fungi; Ascomycota; Eurotiomycetes; Chaetothyriales; Herpotrichiellaceae.
AUGGCGGCCUCCUCAGAACCAUGGGUAAUCAUCGUCGGAGCUGGACCUUCCGGCCUUUUACUAGGCCUACUACUGGCACGUCGAGGAAUCCCCGUGCAUCUCAUUGAUCAAACAGAGAAGCUUGACGAACAACCAAGAGCAACCCAUUAUGCCUCUCCGGCGAUGUGGGAAUUGAGACGAGCUGGUGUCACGGAGGACAUUCGUGCGGCAGGAUUUAUUCCAAACAGAAUAUGUUGGCGGAAACUGGACGGAACUUAUCUCGCUGGUCUGGAUACCAGGGUCGUAGGAGAUGAUCCUGAUCGAAUGGUCUGCCUGCCAUUAAAUCAACUCGGUAGGAUUCUGUAUGACCACUUGACACGCAAUGCGUGUGCAACUGUGUCUUGGGGUCAAAAAGUCGUAUCUCUCGGCCAAGACGAAAACGCAGCUUGGGUCAAUGUCGAAACGCCCAUUGGCGAGAAAACUCUCCGCGCAAAAUAUAUCGUUGGUUGUGAUGGUGCAAACAGUCAGAUACGCCGAUCGCUGUUCGGUGACUGGGAAUUCCCAGGAAAGACGUGGGAUGAGCAGAUAGUUGCAACGAACACAUACUACGAUUUCGAAAAGUUCGGCUGGGAGGACUCGAAUUUCAUUAUACACCCUGAACACUGGUUUAUGGCUGCCAAAAUCACCAAGGACGGGCUAUACCGAGUGACAUAUGGGGAACUGGCUGGCCUCACAACCGAAGAGCUUCGUCAACGUCAACCAGAGAAAUUCAGAACCAUGCUGCCCGGUCACCCUGGACCAGAAGACUAUAAAAUCGUCAAUUUCAGUCCUUAUAAGAUCCACCAGCGCCUAGCCCCGAGCAUGAGAGUCGGGAGGUUUUGUUUAGCCGCAGAUGCUGCACAUUUGUGUAACCCUUUCGGUGGAAUGGGCUUGACAGGUGGGAUCGUUGAUAUCGGUGGCCUGUUUGACUGUCUUGUUGGUAUUUACGAUGGCCAGGCCGACGAUACAAUACUAGAUAAGUACUCCGAGAUUCGCCGCCAGAAGUAUAACGAAAUUACAAACCCCAUCUCUACUCAAAACAUACUGCGACUACAUUCUCAAGACCCCGAAAAGGCACUGGAGAAUGAUCAAUUCUUGCAAUUGUUGAAACGAGCGGAGUCAGACGAUGAUUUUUCCAGAGAACUUCAGGAUGGUAUCAAUUCGCUCAAGCACGAUUUCACACAGUAUUAUCAAAAGGCUCCCGAACCGAAUGGAGAUAAGACUGCUGGGAAUGUUUAUCCGGCCCCUGGUCUACCUCUUCAAGCAGCUUCUGUCGGUGUCUCGGACUAG